Desarmillaria tabescens is the source of this 648-nucleotide messenger RNA. Its product is annotated as N-terminal domain of NEFA-interacting nuclear protein NIP30-domain-containing protein. The record is from RefSeq and is a predicted model, not a curated record. Gene Ontology annotation, cellular component: nucleus. NCBI's taxonomy places the organism in Eukaryota, Fungi, Basidiomycota, Agaricomycetes, Agaricales, Physalacriaceae. The coding region runs from base 1 to 648 and encodes 215 amino acids. The transcript is spliced from 6 exons.
AUGGAGGAAGCUAUUCCCUCUCUUUCCUCUGGCGUAAUUGGUUCGCGUUUCGUCUCUCAGGACGAUAUCGAGUCUGCGAAAUCAAAGCGUGAAGAACAAUGGAAGGCUGCUUAUGCCAGACUGGGACAGGAACCGCCUCCGCAACAAGUCGAGGAUUCAUAUGACGGGCGCAGUCUGGCUGAAAAACUCGCCGCCAAUAAAAUUGCAAAGCAAGAGGAAUAUGAGGAAAAGACCAAACUAGCGAAUCAAUUCCGCGCCCUCGAGGAGGAUGAGAUAAUGUUUCUAGAUUCCAUACGCGAAAAGGAAAUGGAAGAGGAAAGACAACGAAAGCAACUGGAUGGAGAAGAAGUGAAGAAUUUCAAGGAAGCUGUAGCAGCAAGAACGAGCGCAUCUAAUCCUCCGCCUAUCAGUACCAAACCCGUGGCCGCUCCACCCACUUUACAAGCAACUGCUCCAAAGAAGGACGUCAAGAAGGGUCUUAAGGGUGUCAUUGUCAAAAAGAAGGGCAAGCCAGCGCCUAUCGCGAAACCACCACCAGCCAAAGAAGUCCUGGCAAACGAUAGGAAGCGCGAACCACCCACCGGCGAGGAUGUAUCACAGAACAGCCAGGAACCUCAAAGUAAACGGCGGCGUGUAUCAGAAAGUUAG